Saccostrea cuccullata (small rock oyster) is the source of this 694-nucleotide messenger RNA. RefSeq lists its product as uncharacterized. The transcript is spliced from 3 exons. The record is from RefSeq and is a predicted model, not a curated record. NCBI's taxonomy places the organism in Eukaryota, Metazoa, Mollusca, Bivalvia, Ostreida, Ostreidae. The annotation marks the transcript as partial.
AUUUCUUUGCCACCAGUUCGUGUUGAACUGGGCAUAUUUCAUUGUACGCUGUGUACAAGUGGUAAUUGCCUUCGUGUCCCCCUCGACAAACUUCCUUCACCAGUAUAUGCUGUGGUGGAAAAACUCCCUAAGUUAUUAGAACUUAAAAUAACGAGUACAGUUGCCCUUUCAUUAUGUGUCAUUGGCUUUUUACUUCUUAUGUUAAACUGUGGAUCAUCAUCGAAGGUUAAAGCCGGUGGAAUUGUUAUACUUUUGGCUACUUUAUCUGAAUCCUUCUUGAUUAUACGAAUGGUCGUUGCAACGGUUCAAGUGGCAUUGGACACUGUGGAAUCUACACUCAGUCUUUUGAACCUUAAAAUCAUAGAGAUUGAAGUUCAAACACCCUUAUCUAUCAUUCUGUCUGGUAUCGGUCUGGUGUUUGUCAUACUGGGCAUGGUUUGCAGUCGUAUUUUAUACUCAAAACUACGAGAACCGUCCACAGAUGGUCGAAAGAUUGAUGUUGUUUCUUCUAUUCCUACUGUCAAUCUUACUAUCCAAGAAGGACGUUUUUAAUUUUAUGUAAUCAGUUUCUUUUGGUUGUAUUGUGUACAAGAUGGUCUAUGGGGUGUCUGUAAUUGUUACUUGGUAUGUCAAUGUUUAAAGUAUAAACCUUUUCCUCAGAAAAUUUCCUACGAAUACGAAAUAAUUUUUUUUA